This is a messenger RNA of Clupea harengus (Atlantic herring), 4176 nucleotides long. It is a transcript of the gene rasa3, whose product is annotated as RAS p21 protein activator 3. The record is from RefSeq and is a predicted model, not a curated record. Gene Ontology annotation, molecular function: GTPase activator activity. Lineage: Eukaryota; Metazoa; Chordata; Actinopteri; Clupeiformes; Clupeidae. Gene Ontology annotation, biological process: regulation of GTPase activity; negative regulation of Ras protein signal transduction; intracellular signal transduction.
GCCCUUCGUGAAAUGUUCUUGGUUGAACUGCCUACAUUGCAGUGUGUAGGGGGACGCGCUGCCCGGGACUAGGCGGUAUCCUGAUAGUCUACGCUCUGGAAUUGACUGGCGCUCGAAAGGACUUUCGGUAGAUUGAAUAGCGUAACAGCAAUAUUUUGCACUGAAAAAAAAGGAAACAAGGACAGCAAACAUGGCGGUCGAAGAGGAAGGGCUCCGAGUCUUCCAGAGCGUCAAAGUAAAAAUUGGAGAGGCAAAGAACAUUCCACCCUACCAUGGACCCAACCGCAUGAGGGACUGCUACUGCACUGUGAACCUAGAUCAGGAAGAAGUGUUCAGAACCAAGAUCAUAGAGAAGUCCCUCUGUCCUUUCUAUGGAGAAGACUUCUACUGUGAAAUACCAAGAAGCUUCCGACACCUUUCUUUCUACAUAUUUGACAGAGAUGUCUUCAGAAGGGACUCCAGCAUUGGUAAGGUUGCGGUGAAGAAAGAGGACCUACAGAAAUACCAUGGAAAAGACACCUGGUUCCCACUGCAACCUGUCAGUGCUGACUCGGAAGUACAGGGAAAAGUUCACCUUGAGCUGCGUCUCAGUGAGGUCAUCACAGACAGCGGGGCUGUCUGUCAUAAACUGGCCACACGGGUACUGGAGUGCCAUGGCCUACCCAUCGUCAAUGGCCAGUGUGAUCCUUACGCUGCUGUGUCCUUGCUGGGCCCCUCCAGAUCGGAGGCCAAGAAGACUAAAGUAAAGAGGAAAACCAACAAUCCUCAGUUUGACGAAGUAUUUUAUUUUGAGGUGACCAGACCCCUGAGCUACACCAGAAGACAGUUUGAUGUGGAAGAGGAGGAUGUAGACAAGCUGGCCCUGCGGGUGGACUUGUGGAACGCCAGCAACCUGAAGUUUGGAGAUGAGUUCCUUGGGGGGGUACGAGUGCCAUUGAGGGUAUUGGGACAGGCAGGAACCCAUGAUGCAUGGUACUUCUUGCAACCCAGGGACAAUGGCAAUAAACCUGUGAAGGCAGAUGAAUUGGGUUCGCUGAGGCUAAACAUCGUUUACACAGAGGACCAUGUCUUCCCCUCGGAGCACUACAGCCCACUCCGAGACCUAGUGCUGCACUCAGCUUCUGUGGAGCCUGUGUCAGCAUCAGCAGCUCAUAUCCUGGGGGAGGUGUGCAGAGAGAAACAGGAGGCCGCUAUCCCCUUAGUGCGCCUUUUCCUGCACUGUGGAAAGAUUGUGCCUUUUGUCAGCGCCAUCGCCCAGGCCGAGGUCAGCCGGACCCAGGACCCCAACACCAUCUUCAGAGGGAACUCACUCACAUCCAAAUGCAUCGAUGAAACCAUGAAACUAGCAGGGAUGCACUAUUUGCAGGUCACAUUGAAACCCAUCAUUGAUGAGAUCUGCGCAGACCGCAAACCCUGUGAGAUUGACCCCGUCAAAUUGAAGGAAUCAGAAAGCCUGGAGACCAACAGAGAGAACCUGCGGCAGUAUGUUGAUCGCAUCUUUAAUGUCAUCACCACUUCUGGCGUGCGUUGCCCAACUGUCAUGUGUGACAUCUUCUUCUCACUGCGGGAAUCUGCUGCCACGCGUUUUGAAGUUGACCAGGAUGUGAGAUACACAGCAGUUAGUAGUUUUAUCUUCCUCCGGUUCUUUGCCCCGGCGAUCCUUUCCCCCAACCUGUUCCAGCUACGGCCUCACCAUCCGGACCCUUGCACGUCCCGCACUCUCACGCUCAUCUCCAAGACCAUCCAGACUCUGGGGAGCCUCGCCAAGUCCAAGUCUGCUAGCUUCAAAGAAUCCUACAUGGCUGCAUUUCAUGACUACUUCAAUGAGCAGAAAUAUGCAGAUGCCGUGAAAAAUUUUCUGGAUUUAAUCUCUUCUUCUGGGCAAUGGGACCAGAGGAGCAUUGAGACCCCCAUCAUGCUGAAAGAGGGAUUUAUGAUUAAAAGAGCACAAGGCAGGAACCGCUUUGGUAUGAAGAACUUCAAAAAGAGGUGGUUUCGACUCACGAAUCACGAGUGUACGUACCAUAGAACCAAAGGUGAGGGUGCUCUCUGCAGCAUUCCCAUUGAAAACAUCAUGGCUGUGGAGCGAUUGGAAGAGGAGUCCUUCAAGAUGAAGAAUAUGUUCCAGGUCAUCCAGCCAGAGCGUGCACUCUAUAUCCAGGCUAACAACUGUGUGGAGGCACGGGACUGGAUAGACAUCCUUACCAAGGUCAGCCAGUGCAACCACAAACGUCUGAGCACCUUUCACCCCUCCGCCUACCUCAACGGACACUGGCUCUGCUGCAAGCUGUCUUCAGACUGCGCCCCAGGAUGCAGCCCCUGCACCGGAGGCCUGCCAGCUAAUAUCCAGUUGGAUGUGGAUGGAGACCGAGAGUCAGAGAGGAUCUACACACUCUUCAGUUCCUACAUGUCCAAACUGGUCAAGAUGCAAGAGGCAUGCGGGAGUAAGUCGGUGUAUGAUGGACCCGAGCUUGAGGAGUACUCCAGCUUCGUCAUCGACGACCCCCAGGAGACGUACAAGACCCUGAAGCUGAUCGUCUCCGCUGUGCAGACCCUGGAGCAGCAGCACACGCAGUACAGGCGAGACAAGUUCAGAAAGACCAAGUACGGCAGCCAAGAGCAUCCAAUCGGUGACCAGAGUUUCCAGUGCUACAUCCGGCAGCAGUCAGAGAGCUCCACCUACUCAAUCUGACCCCAUUGGUGAUCAACAUAGACCUAUAUAUGUCUAUGGUGAUCGAUGGCACAUCUGGUCCUGCAGCUACACGGAUGGAUCAUUAUGUGUGCAACAGUAAGAGAGCAGGAAACAAACAAUGCAUCGAUGUUUCAGCUCAGACGAACAAAACUAAUCAUCAGAGUUAAAUGUGUGUCAAACCCCACACACUUCAAACAGCUGCAUGACAAAAGCAAAACAAGGACCAAUGUCUUUUUCUGUUGUAAUUCCAUUCAUAUUUCUAUCGUGAUGUAAUAAUCAGUGUGCUACGCCAUUUGGUACACCAGUGAGAGUUCCCAGCGUUGCCAGUACUUGCCAGUCUUUGGUGAAAAGACACUUUCAGAAUUUGAAAGCAUUCCUGUAAACCUUCUUAUGUAUAUCUUGAGUCCAACAUGAACCUACAAUGAGGUGUUCAUUUGCUCUAGGGACUCUAUAUUCUGUUCUCUAUAUGUAUGUAUGCAGUGGCCAAAGCCGAAUCAUACCAUCUGAUACCAUUUCUACGGCACAAACCUGUGAAUGGACAGAUGGCUAAAUAAGAUGCUUCCUCAAGGAUAUGGAUUAGCUCAGGCAAUUAUUUUUCUACAACAAAUUUCCUGGGGGUUCAAGGUGUCUUUUUCCAUUCUUGUAGUUGUUGUCGUGUGCAAUCAUUUUUUAAGCAAUGCAUUUUCUUAUCUUUGUCUAUGGGAAGAUAUCAAGGUAUUAUGUGUUUCUGUUCAGUGUGUGAGAAAAUUAAAUGAAUUUGUGUGCGUGUGUGUGUGUGUGUGUGUGUGUGUGUGUGUGCGUGUGUGUCUGUGUGUGUGUGUGCGUGUGUGUGUGCGUGUGCGUGUGCGUCUGCGCGUGUGCGUGUGUGUGUGUGUGUGCAGCUUGUUAUAAAUAUUGGCAGUCAGGACUUCAGUGUUAAGUGAUUAUGAGGCAGGGAGAAGAAUGCAUGUGUUCUUUGUGGCAUCGAUGUCACAGUUUUUUAAAACUUUUCCAUGGUGAGACUAAAAGUUCCCAUACAAUCCAAGAAACCUCUUCGUAGUUUCAUGUUUCAUCCUUUUUAAAUUUGGUUUGUAUGAAGGUGACUACCUUGAUAUGUAUUCCCCUGCAAUACCUGACUUUUUAAUAUACUGUAGAAACAGACUCAAUUUCUUGGACCCACAAAGUUAUGCCACAGUAUUUAUUUUUAUAACAUGUUUUUAUGAAAUUGUAUGGUUAUGCCAAUUGUCUGGAGACGCACAGUGAUUUUUUUGUUUGUGCAUAUGAUUGCUUGUCAGUCACAUUUGAUAAACAAUUGAUACAAAUAACAUCGUUAUCUACCUUCAUAUAAAAGGGGAGCCUUUUUUCCAAACACACCUUAUGAACAGAAACUAUUGUAUUUUGUAUAACUUUAUUAUGAGCAUUAAAAAGUUAUGUGAUAUGUGUACAGGAACUGAAUUGAAAAUCAAAAUGAGUGUAAUUUCAUCGAAAUGAAGGAAUUUGAGUUA